UUUGCAUCAGAUUAGCACAAUGGCGUCUUCCACGUAAGUUGUACCAAAAAUGUGUUUGCGCGUUAGCGGUACGUUCAACUGUUGCGUUCACGGUACAUGCUUUAUAUCCUUUAUUUAUUUAUUAUUCUGUCCGAACGAAACGCGUGUUUUGCCCUAUAUAAACGACGUGAAGAACGUCUGUCCUGCUAUCUUGGGAAACAAAUCCGGUCGAUCGUCGGAGAACCAAAUCUGUACAAACGGGGAAAUCUGAUCAAAACCUAGAUACAUACAGCCUAGGUUCCCGACUUGACCCUGAUCUCGGCCCAGAGUAAGCGCACGCGUCUCCUGCUCUCCAUCCAUAAGCUACCCCGACCUCCCGUCUCUGCGAUCCACACGCGCGCGCGCACCGAUCGAUCCAACUCAUCGCUGCAACCACCAGCCAUGGAGCUCAAGGGUACACCACUGCCGCCCAAGGACGAGUUCGCCGCGGAGACGUCGUCGUCGUCGUCGUUUACCGUGGAGGUGACCGUGCUUUCCGCGGAGGAGGUCGUCAUCGGGGACCGCUGGCGCCGCCCGCUGGACCGCGGGGCGUACGCCGAGGUGCGCGCGGGCAAGUCGAAGGCGUCCACCGGCGUCAACAGCGAGAAGGGCGACUGCAACGGGUACCCCUACUGGGGCGAGGCGGUCCGCGUGACGGUGCCGGGGCACGAGAAGGCGAUCGACGUGGUGAUCUGCCGCCGGCGGGAGUCCGUGGCGGAGGCGAGCGUGGCGGUCGCCGACUUCAGCGUCGGUCCGCCAGGCCACCUGCAUUGCCUCAGCUACCGGCUGUUCGACGCUAAGUCCUUAACGAGGAACCGCAACGGCAUCGUCAACAUAACCGUCAAGAGGCUCGACGGCGCGGCGGUGCCACGUGGUGAAGGGAAAGGCGGGAAGGCCGUGGAGGACGCCGCGAGUGGCACUGGUGAUUCCUGCUGUGGUGGUGUCGCCGACAAGGGGAAGGUGCCACUGGCGGCGGCGCCGGCACCGGCCGGUGCGGUGAUGGGCUAUCCCGUCGAGUUCUCCGUUGCUGGGCAGGCUAAUGGAAAGGGCAGAACUAGUUGAUUGGGCUUUGACGUUACAUUCUCUUUGAUCAUGCCAUGUACAAAUGCUCCCCUAAAAAAAUGUACAAAUCAUGCUGAAAUUAUGCUACUAGUGGAUGUUAAUUAGGUUAUUAAAUUCGAGCAGUAUGUAUUGGUCAAAAAAUGAUUUUAUAUAUAGUUCGAAAAAAUCGAUUUUCGGCCUACACUGUUUGGCUAGGUUUAUUUCUACCUAU
This is a messenger RNA of Aegilops tauschii subsp. strangulata, 1291 nucleotides long. RefSeq lists its product as uncharacterized. The record is from RefSeq and is a predicted model, not a curated record. NCBI's taxonomy places the organism in Eukaryota, Viridiplantae, Streptophyta, Magnoliopsida, Poales, Poaceae.